This is a messenger RNA of Abrus precatorius (Indian licorice), 2469 nucleotides long. Its product is annotated as 6-phosphofructo-2-kinase/fructose-2,6-bisphosphatase-like. The record is from RefSeq and is a predicted model, not a curated record. Gene Ontology annotation, molecular function: fructose-2,6-bisphosphate 2-phosphatase activity; ATP binding; 6-phosphofructo-2-kinase activity. The transcript is spliced from 23 exons. Gene Ontology annotation, biological process: fructose metabolic process; fructose 2,6-bisphosphate metabolic process. Gene Ontology annotation, cellular component: cytosol. Lineage: Eukaryota; Viridiplantae; Streptophyta; Magnoliopsida; Fabales; Fabaceae. Bases 58 to 2271 code for a protein of 737 amino acids.
UUUCGGUUGCUGCCACUGCUACUACAAAAAAAUUACUGUCACAACUCUGAAGAAAAAAUGGGGCCAAGUAGCGAAGAAGAGCGUGAUGGCUUUAAUCAAACGCCGCUACAAAUCCCUGGAUUGCUCUAUGUAUCGGUGAAGAUGGAGAACCCCAACCUCACUCUCGUUGGGGACCUUCUCCCUCACGUAUCUGGCUCUUACCCUCUCGCCCCUUCGCGGGAUCCUUCCGAAGCUCUUUCAAUGGAACGGGAAUCAGCUUCAAUGUGGGAGUUGAGCUUUGUUGUUCCACCUAAUCAUGAGGCUUUGGAGUUCAAAUUCCUUUUAAAGCCCAAGGACAUUAAUUCACCUUGUUUUGUUGAGGAGGGUCCGAGUCGAAUACUUGUUGGGGGAGCAUUGCAAGAUGGUGCCAGGCUUGCUUUGUUUAGGCUUGAUAAUGAUCGAGUUCUUGAGUAUCGAGUGUUUGUUGAAGCAAGAAGGGUUUCUCCCUUUGACCUUGCAGUUAGUUGGAGGGUUUAUCAGGAGCAUUUCCGUCUUUCGGCAGUUCGUGGGAUACCUGAUGUCAGCAUAAAUUCAGAACUUCAGACUGGUGGUGAGAAUGUCUCUUCUGUGGGCUUGGAACUUGAUCUCGAGCAUUAUGUUGUCCCAACUCCCUCAGUUUCUGCAAAUUCAGCACUUGUAUAUGCUGCUAACUUGACAGAGAAUCCCAGAUCAUUAAGUAGUGGGUCUGCCAGCAUUUCAUCUUUAAUUGAUCAAUCUGCAACAGUAAAGGUGAGGGAGGUUAAUGCCCCAGAUUCAUCUAAGAUGUUUCAAUUCCAAAGUCCUGGAAUGGUUAAAUCUCAAUCAGUGGGAACAAUUUCAUCUCUGCCAAAGGAAGAUGAUCAGAGGGGACUUCUUGUUGAUAGGGGUGUUGGAUCUCCCAGAAUUGUAAAAUCUUCUAGUUCAAACACUUUCACUAAUCUUAAUUUGGAUACUAAUACUGAGAAUUCAAUUCCAGCAGCUGCUGGAGCUGUUGCAGCUGCUGCAAUUGCUGAUCAGAUGCUAGGUCCCAAGGAGGAUAGACAUUUGGCUAUUGUCAUGGUGAGUCUGCCAGCUCGAGGCAAAACUUACACUGCAGCUAAACUUACAAGAUAUCUUCGUUGGUUAGGUCAUAAUACCAAACACUUCAAUGUUGGUAAGUAUCGUCGCCUUAAGCAUGGUUCUAGUCAGUCUGCUGACUUCUUUCGAGCUGAUAAUCCUGAAGGUGUGGAGGCACGUAAUGAGGUAGCAAAGCUGGCAUUUGAAGAUAUGAUAUCUUGGAUGCAAGAAGGUGGCCAGGUUGGGAUAUUUGAUGCCACAAACAGUAGCAAGAAGCGACGAAACAUGCUGAUGAAACUGGCUGAAGGUAGAUGCAAGAUUAUCUUUCUGGAAACAAUAUGCAAUGAUGCAGACAUAAUUGAGAGGAAUAUACGUUUUAAAAUUCAGCAAAGUCCUGACUAUGCAGAAGAACCAGAUUUUGAGGCUGGGUUGCGGGACUUUAAAGAGCGCGUAGCCAAUUAUGAGAAGGUUUAUGAGACGGUAGAAGAAGGAUCUUACAUAAAAAUGAUUGACAUGGCCAGUGGAUGUGGUGGGCAAAUACAAGUAAACAAUAUCAGUGGCUACCUACCUGGUCGGAUUGUCUUUUUCUUGGUUAAUACACAUCUUACACCAAGGCCAAUAUUACUUACCCGGCAUGGAGAAAGUCAGGAUAAUGUGAGGGGAAGAAUUGGAGGAGACUCUGCAUUGAGUGAGGCUGGAGAAAUUUAUAAAAAGAAGCUUGCCAAAUUUGUUGAGAAGCGUCUCAAGUUAGAACGAGCUGCUUGUAUAUGGACUAGUACACUGCAGCGAACAAUUUUGACAGCAGGUCCAAUUGUUGGAUUUCCAAAGAUACAAUGGCGUGCGCUUGAUGAGAUAAACGCUGGUGUGUGUGAUGGGAUGACAUAUGAAGAAAUCAAGAAGAACAUGCCAGAGGAGUAUGAAUCCCGCAAUAAGGACAAGCUUAGGUAUCGUUAUCCUCGUGGAGAGUCUUACUUGGAUGUUAUUCAAAGGUUAGAACCUGUAAUUAUUGAGCUUGAGCGACAACGAGCACCUGUUGUUGUGAUAUCUCACCAGGCAGUUUUGAGGGCAUUAUAUGCUUAUUUUACUGACAGGCCUUUGAAAGAAAUUUCAGAUAUUGAGGUACCCCUCCAUACAAUAAUAGAAAUACACUUGGGAGUUACAGGAGUCGAAGAGAAAAGAUACAAACUGAUGGACUGAAAGGUGAAGAGAAAUUAAAGGGGAAGGAUAUAUUUUUUAAGUUAACUUCAUCAAAAAUUUUGGCUUAUGAGAAAAAAUGACAUUAUCUUGUAAGUUGUAAUUUCUAAAACCUCUUUUAUUCAUUUGCAUAAUAAGAAUUCUUUAGUUUCCAAUAUUUGAAGAAUUUUGAAAAUCAAAACAAAAAGGAUACAACUUAUU